Molecule: messenger RNA, 1900 nt
Organism: Oryzias melastigma (Indian medaka)
Lineage: Eukaryota; Metazoa; Chordata; Actinopteri; Beloniformes; Adrianichthyidae
Gene: bmp15
Product: bone morphogenetic protein 15
Exons: 2
Coding region: 183-1517 (444 amino acids)
Biological process (GO): BMP signaling pathway; SMAD protein signal transduction
Cellular component (GO): extracellular region
Molecular function (GO): growth factor activity; cytokine activity
Source: RefSeq, a predicted model, not a curated record
UCCAGUUGGCUGCUUCCGCGCGCCCGAAGGGUUAAUUGGGGUCGCCGUCCAUUUCGUCAGGCAGUGAACUCAGAUGUCCAAAUUUGCCAGGUGACAGGUGCGCUUGUGAGUCACGCCCUCGGACGUGAGGAGAAUGGUGGCCUAUAGCCUCGUUGGUGGAGCUCGCUAGCACCGGAGGUUUUAUGACCAAUAUGAGAGCGACCUGCGGCACGCGCAGCUUCCUGCGUACCUGCGCUCUCACCUGUCUUCUCUUCCUGUUGUGUUCCACCUGCGCCGGCGCCGCGACCCAGCGAAACGUGGCCUCCCACCCCUCCACGUUGAAGCGCAGCCGGCGGAGUCACCAGAGCGCCAAGCACAUGGGAGCGCACCACCGGCCGCUGACGGACGAGCAGAAAGCGGACCAGAACCUGCAGUUCAUGCUCAGCUUGUACCGGAGCGCAGCCGAACCGGACGGCAGGCCCAAACAGCACCGGAAAUUUGGAUCCAACACGGUGCGCCUGCUGAGACCCACGGCGUCGUCGGUGCACUACCGGCCCGCUUCAGGAGACCUCUGCUACACCUUCACAGUGCAGUACAAACUCGACACCCUUCCCUCGGAGCAGCUUGUCAGAGCGUCCUUCAUCCAUCUGCGCUCCUCCUCGUUCACAUCCUUAAGCACCAGCCAAACUGUGGAGCCACCCCAGUGCCGGGCUCAAAUCGCGUCCUUUGGUGGCGAAAGCCUGGUGGUCCUAGAGCCCCACGAGCAGUGGACGGAGACAGACAUCACCGCACACGUCAGUGCUCACAUCCUGCAAGGGAGAGACAUUAAUGAGGAGGGGCACUUGACCCUCACUGCUCAGUACUGGUGCACAGAACCUGGGAACCCUGAUGUCGACCCCUGGUGGUGGUGGGCUCCCUUUCGAGGAAGGAAACACUGGAACAGUGAGCCCCACCUGGAAGCUCCCUCUCUUCUUUUGUACCUGGAGGAGGAAAGAGAGGUAAAGGAGUGGAUGGGGGAUUUGCUUGGGGUCAACGGGGAAGACAUCAUGAGGCGAGUUGGCUGGUGGCACCCUUCGGUUCGCCGCCGGCGUAGCUUCAAACAGAACUCAACUUUGGAACUAAAAGAUUCUUUGCUUGAUGCUCUUAACACUCCGGCUUCUUCCUCACUUUCUUCUUCCAUAAUCUCUGAAAUCCCUACCUACAAAACCAAAACAAGCAUACCCAAGAACCGCUGCAAACUUCACUCCUUCCGCCUGUCCUUUGACGAACUUGGCAUGGGUCAUUACUUUAUCGCCCCGCCAGUCUAUAACCCUCGAUACUGCCAAGGUGACUGCCCAAAGGUCCUUCACUACGGGUACCAUUCUCCCAACCAUGCCAUCAUUCAAACGGUCAUCAACGAGCUGGGAAUUGGGGAGGUUCCCCCUCCGUCGUGUGUACCGUACAAGUACAUGCCUAUGAGUGUGUUGGUUGUGCACAAGAAGAAGGUGGAGUACAGAGAGCUGGAAGACAUGGUGGCCGAGUCCUGUACGUGUCGCUGAAGACUCAAAGACCUGAGGAAUUUGAAAAUGCAGCUGAUCCCUGGACUCUAGGCAGGUCAUUGAAUCUAUUUAGGGGUUGGCAGCUAAUGAUAAUGAGCUUAAGACUGGAAGGAGGAAGAUGAUGUGGUUUCAGAUGUUCUCAUUCCUUGGUAAAGCACUUUCAAGGUAAUUUUUGUGCAUUGUUUUCUGUGUUUUAAACCUGAUCUGUUUUACAUAAAGGGCAAUAAUUCAUACGUGCACAAUCCAACCAAAACUUAAUUUAUGUAUUUGAAAAAAGAAAAAAAAAUCUGACUUUGUUUUUUUUGGAGCUACAUUUGCUCUGUAGGACAAACGUGGUUUAAACUAAAGAAAUAUUUUAAGGAAGAAAUGUCGACAAUGAUGGA